AUGGGGGACUCUACUCCUAAUCAGGCAAAGAAGCAGCUGAACGGCAUCACCUUGCUCUGCCUGGCUUUUGUUAUAUGUAAUAGCUGGGCUGGUAUUGCCGGGAGCCUUCAGCUAGCACUCCUGGUCGGAGGACCAGCCACCCUUGUCUACUCAAUCCUCGUCGCCACUACAGGCUACGUUGCCAUAGCAUUAUCAAUGGCAGAGUUAGCAGCCGUUUACCCAUCAGCAGGUGGGCAAUAUCACUUUGCCUCUAUCCUCGCUCCAGAGCGAUGGAGACGAGGGGUGUCAUAUACGUGUGGGUUAUUGGCGCUUUUCUCAUGGCUCGUUAUUGGAGUUUCUGUCACUAGCAUUGCGGCUCAGCAACUCUUGGCUUUGGUAUCUACCAGUAUCUCGGAUUUUGUGCCUCAAUCCUGGCAUGUUUUCUUUGUUUACCAAGGAUUUGCGCUGUUUGCAAUGCUAUACAACGCCUUUAUCCUCAAACGGAACCCUUGGACUCACAACCUUGCGUUUAUUCUUUCAAUUGCUCUAUUUUUUGCGUGUUUCAUUCUCUUACUGGUAAGAGGGAACCCGAAGGAAUCCCAUGAGUUCGUCUGGAACACAUUCAUGAAUUAUACUGGAUGGCCAGAUGGCGUGUGUUUUCUCAUCGGUCUCUCGACGUCUUGCUACAUGUACAAUGGCCUCGAUGGUGCCAUGCAUAUGGCCGAGGAGUCCAGCAAUCCAGAAAUCGUCGUACCCCGCACUAUGAUGGGUGCGAUUGGAAUUGGCUUCACCACUGGGUUUGCCUAUGCUGUGGCUCAAGUUUAUGCCAUAUCUGACAUUGAAGAAGUCAUGACCACCACUCAGUGGGUUCCGUUUGUAGUCAUGGAGCAAGGGUUCCGAUCUCGCACGAUCGCUAUAGUCAUAGUCUCCCUCAGCAUUGUCAUGGCGAUGACUAUUAUAAUUGCCACUCAGGAGGCAUCGUCUCGCCUGGCCUGGUCUCUGGCACGCGACAAGGGGCUAUUAUUCUCACAGCACCUCCAGGAUAUUCAUUCGCACUUGGACGUUCCCAUAUGGAGCUUACUCCUAGUCUGGCUGUUGACAUUCUUAUGUGGCUUCUUAUAUCUCGCUUCGAAAACGGGCUCGUCUGUUAUUCUUCAGCAGUUAUCAUUCAUCAUACCUAUUCUUCUAGUAAUUGCUCGAAAGCGAUCAACGACCUACUUGUCCCCUGCACGCAGCUUCCGUAUGCCCAGUUUCUUGGGCUGGAUUGUUAAUAUCUACGCGGUUGCAUUCAUUACUCUCAUGACUAUUAUACUAUGUCUGCCAGUCACUAUCCCGACGGAUGCUUCUACGAUGAACUACACAUGCGUGGUUUUAGGAUUUUGUCUUUUGCUCGGUCUGGCUAAUUGGUGGCUGCAUGCCAAAGAACAGUACAUUGGCCCCGCAAUAGAAAGGUGGGAGGGCCGUGAAGCUGAGCUGACUGGUACCUUCACCAUCCCUUCUCAGCCAAAAAGUGUGAAUGAAGGAAGUGUUUAG
Molecule: messenger RNA, 1512 nt
Organism: Penicillium pulvis
Lineage: Eukaryota; Fungi; Ascomycota; Eurotiomycetes; Eurotiales; Aspergillaceae
Product: putative choline transport protein
Exons: 5
Coding region: 1-1512 (503 amino acids)
Biological process (GO): amino acid transport; transmembrane transport
Cellular component (GO): membrane
Molecular function (GO): transmembrane transporter activity
Source: RefSeq, a predicted model, not a curated record